Rhizophagus irregularis DAOM 181602=DAOM 197198 is the source of this 267-nucleotide messenger RNA. The record is from RefSeq and is a predicted model, not a curated record. NCBI's taxonomy places the organism in Eukaryota, Fungi, Glomeromycota, Glomeromycetes, Glomerales, Glomeraceae.
GGAGUAAUACCUUAUAUUGCACCGGAAAUAUUUAGAGGGUCUGAAUUUUCUAAAGAAGCUGAUAUUUAUGGUUUUGGUAUGAUUAUGUGGGAACUUACAACAGGUUGUAAACCCUUUGAUAAUGUUAAACAUGAUCAUAAUCUUAUUUAUAAAAUUCUUGAUGGAGAACGACCCAAAAUUACAGAAGAUACACCAGAAUGUUACGCUAACUUAAUGAAGAGUUGUUGGGAUCCUGAUCCAAAAAAAAGACCUACUAUAAAAAAAAUU